UGUGCCUGUCGUGGCCGCAUGCCAGCCACAUGCAUAGUAUGUUCGACGUACACCAAACGUCAGUUUAGCUGCCAUGGACCGCAACCACGGCGACCACCGCCGGUCGUCUUCAUCGGUGACUCGAUUACGAUCUCUACUUACUUGAGUUCUUCCACGACGAAUUGCAUCUUGGAUCUCGCCGGAUGGCUGAUCUCGACGUACCCAUGGACGGCGGCGGCGCUACCUUGCUGCGCGUCGGCGGCAUCGCCGUGCUGUUCUUGGUGGGUGUCGUUCUUGUUCGGUGGUGGUCGAGGUGGCGCGGCCGGGGAGGCGCGGCGCCGAGCGCGCCGGCGCUCCCGGUGCUCGGGCACCUGCACCUGCUGACGAAGCCGCUGCACCGGUCGCUGGCGGCGCUCGCCGCCGGGGUCGGGGCACCGGUUGUGUCGCUGCGGCUGGGAGCGCGGCGCGCGCUGCUGGUGUCGUCGCACGCCGCGGCGGAGGAGUGCUUCACGGCGUGCGACGCCGCGCUGGCGGGGAGGCCGCGGCUGCUCGCCGGGGAGAUCCUCGGGUACGGCUACACCACCAUCGUUUGGGCCUCCCUCGGCGACCACUGGCGCGCCCUCCGCCGCUUCCACGUCGCCGAGCUCUUCUCCGCGGCCCGCGUCGCCGCGCUCGCCGCCGACCGCCACGCCGAGGUCGCGCACCUCGUCAACGGCCUGCUCCGCGACGCCGGCGCCGGCACCGCGGGGCGGGGCACGGUAACGCUCCGGCCCAGGCUCUUCGAGCUGGUGCUCAACGUGAUGCUGCGCGCGCUGACGGCGCGCCGCCACGCCGGCGACGCGCGCCGGUUCCAGGAAAUCAUCGAGGAGUCGUUCAGGGCGACCGGCGCGCCGAGCCUCGGGGACUUCUUCUCGGCGCUGCGGUGGGUCGACCGUCUCCGCGGCGUCGUGGCCGCCCUACGAAGGCUGCAAGCGAGGCGCGACGCGUUCGUCGCCCGCCUCAUCGACGACCACCGCCGAAGCCGCGGCGCCGGCGACGGAGACAAGGAGAAGAAGGGCAUCAUCGACGCCCUCCUCACGCUGCAAGAAACCGAUCCAAACCACUACACCGACAAUGUCGUCAAGGGCAUCGUCUUGUCGCUGCUGUCCGCCGGGACCGACACGACGGCGCUGACCACCGAGUGGGCGAUGGCGCAGCUGCUGACGCACCCGGAGGCGAUGAAGAAGGUGCGAGCCGAGAUCGACGCCAACGUCGGCACGGCGCGGCUGGUGGAGGAGGCCGACAUGGCGAGCCUCCCCUACCUGCAGUGCGUCGUCAAGGAGACCCUCCGGCUCCGGCCCGUCGGCCCGGUCAUCCCGGCGCACGAGGCCAUGGAGGACUGCACGGUGGCCGGCUUCCGCGUCCGCCGUGGCACGAUGAUCCUCGUCAACGCGUGGGCGAUCCACCGUGACGGCGACGUCUGGGACACGCCGGAGGAGUUCCGGCCGGAGCGGUUCCUGGACGCCGGCGCGGCCACCGCGCCCAUGCUGCCGUUCGGGCUCGGCCGGCGGCGGUGUCCAGGCGAGGGGCUGGCCAUGCGCAUUGUCAGUGUGACGCUGGCGGCGCUGGUCCAGUGCUUCGAGUGGGGCGUCGACGAGGCCGGCGCCGUCGACAUGGCCGAAGGCGGCGGGCUGUCGAUGCCGAUGGCGACGCCGCUGGCAGCCAUCUGCCGGCCCCGGGUGUGCCCACAAGUACACUAUCAAGUUCUGACUUCUGAAGGUCCAAAAUCUUCCUAAAAGCCCAGCAAACGAACCUCAUCUUGAAUCUUUUGACAGAUUUGCAAGCAUCGAGUCUUAUGGGCUUUUUAAUCGAUGUAGCUAUGGACUUUGAGCCCAAAAGAGCUUUCGAGCAAAUCACGAGCUAGCCGGAGCUCGAAUUGUUAACAAUGAGAAGAUGAGGACAAGCUUAAACUUCUAUUAAUUACCAUGCUAUUGUUAAAAUAGUUAAUAACUGGCUGUGUUUAGUAAAGGACCACAUCUAAGAUGCAUGCUAAAUUUCUAAUGAUAGCUUUAUAUUAUAUUCAGUAUGUAAAGCCUUUUCAAGGCAGUCAUCAGAGAAGGGAGCUUCCUUACUUAAAUAUAUUCGCCAGUAAAUGUAAAUUCAGCAUGUAGGAUAACAAGCUUAUGGAGAACUUUAAUAAAACAUAAAGGAAGUAAAGACAGUUGGGCAGACUCAUACA
Messenger RNA from Oryza brachyantha (malo sina), 2197 nucleotides. Its product is annotated as cytochrome P450 81Q32-like. The transcript is spliced from 3 exons. Gene Ontology annotation, molecular function: iron ion binding; oxidoreductase activity, acting on paired donors, with incorporation or reduction of molecular oxygen; heme binding. Bases 183 to 1754 code for a protein of 523 amino acids. NCBI's taxonomy places the organism in Eukaryota, Viridiplantae, Streptophyta, Magnoliopsida, Poales, Poaceae. The record is from RefSeq and is a predicted model, not a curated record.